Messenger RNA from Syngnathus acus (greater pipefish), 4494 nucleotides. RefSeq names its product SLIT-ROBO Rho GTPase-activating protein 1-like. Lineage: Eukaryota; Metazoa; Chordata; Actinopteri; Syngnathiformes; Syngnathidae. Gene Ontology annotation, cellular component: cytoplasm. The record is from RefSeq and is a predicted model, not a curated record. Bases 459 to 3743 code for a protein of 1094 amino acids. Gene Ontology annotation, biological process: negative regulation of cell migration; signal transduction. Gene Ontology annotation, molecular function: protein binding. The transcript is spliced from 23 exons.
UAUCGCGGAUUGAGGCACGCGUGUAUCAAGUCGUCAUGUUCACGGAACAGUUUUUCAACACGUACGUCAUAAGUCAAUAGGCCCGCACGCGUCGUGGACACACCCUUCCAACUGGAAACACUCGCCUCGCGUGGUUGUCGGCGCGCAUGCGUGCCCUUCUCUGCGUGCCGACCUCGUGGGCGUGUGCCCGGAGCCGCACGGGAGCGCGCAGGUGCCGCUGCUCAUGUGUGCGCAUCGUGACGUGCGCGCUCACGAGAGAAGCUAAUUGCCGUCUGACUUGAUCUUCCUCCAUCCUUCUCCCCCUCCUCAUCGUCAGCGUGGAGGCUGCGGCAGUGCGUGGAAGUAGCGAGCAUGCUGGAGGGCAAAGAACGAGGCGGAAAAUAAUCUGGUUUUUUUUUUUUUCUUUUUUCAUUUGAUUGUAUUUAUUUGGAUGUGGUGACGUGCUUGGUGGAGGCGACAUGUCAAACGCCAACAAGAGCAAAAAGGACAAAGAGAUCCUUGCGGACUACGAGAGUCAAGUGAAAGAUGUGCGGGCCCAGCUGGUGGAGCAGCAGCGCUGUCUGGAGCAGCAGACGGAGAUGCGCGUGCAGCUCCUCCAGGACCUGCAGGACUUCUUCCGCAAGAAGGCCGAGAUCGAGACCGAGUACUCGCGCAACCUGGAGAAGCUGGCCGAGAGGUUCAUGGCCAAGACGCGCAGCACCAAAGACCACCAGCAGUACAAGAAAGACCAGAACCUUCUGUCGCCUGUCAACUGCUGGUACCUGCUGCUCAACCAGGUGAGGAGGGAGAGCAAGGACCACGCCACGCUUGGCGACCUCUACUUGAACAACGUCAUCACUCGCCUCACGCACAUCAGCGAGGACUCGGCCCGCCUCCUCAAAAGGAGCAAGGAGAUCAUCUUCCAGCUUCAGGAGGAUCUCAUGAAGCUUCUCAACGAGCUCUACACCGUGAUGAAGAGCUACCACAUGUACCACGUGGAGACCAUCAACGCCGAGAGCAAGCUGCGCGAGGCCGAGCGGCAGGAGGGGCGAGUCAAGGGCGUAACGGGCGGCGCGGCCGAGCCCGUGUUCGGCUUGCGCAUGGAGGAACGCCACCAGAGGCGCAACGCCGCCCGCAAGAUGGAGAAGAUGCGCGAGAAGAGGAAGGCCAAAUACUCGGAGAACAAAGUGAAGACGCUGAAAGCGCGCAACGAGUACCUGCUGACUCUGGAGGCCACCAACGCCGCCGUCUUCAAGUACUACAUCCACGACCUGCCCGACAUCAUCGACUGCUGCGACCUGGGCUACCACUCCAGUCUGAGCCGGGCGCUGAGGACGUACCUGUCGGCCGAACUCAGCCUGGAGGCGUCCAGGCGCGCCGGUCUGGAGGUCCUGGAAGGCGCCGUGGAGGGUCUGGACCCCGCCCGGGACCGCCAACGUCUGCUGGGCCUCUACCCCAGCGCCUUCUGUCCGCCGCCCCGCUUCAGCUUCCAAGCCCACAUGGGCGACACGGUGAGCCAGAUCGCCUCCCAGCCGCAGGUGCAGGCGGAACUCACCUUGCGCCUCACGCAGCUGCAGACCCGCCUGGCGUCGCUUCAAAUAGAGAACGAAGAGGUGAAGAAGACGUGGGGCGCCACGCUGAGCGCCCUUCAGGACAUGACGGUGCUGGACGACUACGACGUCUCGCAGAGCUUCACCCACAGUCCGUCGUCCGAGUCGGUCAAGUCCAGCGUGUCGGACGGCUACCUGAACAAACCCAGCCUGGCCAAGAGGCGAGCCAACCAGCAGGAGACGGAACUCUUCUACUUCACCAAAUUCCGAGAGUACCUGGAGGGGAGCAACCUGGUGUCCAAGCUCCAAGCCAAACACGACGUCCUCAAGAAAGCCAUAGCCGAAGGUUACAGGGCCGAGCUGCUCACCACCAGUCGCGGGCGCAAGAACUCGCACAGCAAGCACCAGGACUCGAGCAAAGCCAUCCCUCUGCUGGUGGAGAGCUGCGUGCGCUACAUCAACCUCCACGGUCUCCAACACCAAGGCAUAUUCCGGGUGUCCGGUUCUCAAGUGGAGGUCAACGACAUCAAGAACUCCUUCGAGAGAGGUGACGACCCGCUGAUUGACGAGGAAAGCAACCGCGACAUCAACUCGGUGGCCGGCGUCUUAAAGCUGUACUUCCGCGGCCUGGAGAACCCGCUCUUCCCCAGCGACAGGUUCAACGACCUCAUCGCCUGCGUCCGUAUGGAGAACCUCUACGAGCGAGCCCAGUGCAUCCAAAAGAUCCUGGUGGGGGUCCCGAGGGCCACGCUGGUGGUGAUGCGCUACCUCUUCGCCUUCCUCAACCACCUGUCCAAGUACAGCGACGAGAACAUGAUGGACGCCGGGAACCUGGCUAUCGUCUUCGGGCCGACUCUGCUGCCCACCCCGGACUCUCUGGACCAGGUGGCCUGCCAGGCCCACGUCAACGAGGUGAUCAAGACGGUCAUCCUGCACCACGACAACAUUUUCCCCGACGCCAAGGAGCUGCCGGGGCCGCUCUACGAGACCUGCAUGACCGGCGAGCAGUACUGCGAGAGUCCUUUCAGCGAGCCGGGAGCUCUGGAGGAGACGGAGCCGGACGCCGGCACCGAGACCCAGACGAGCGACGAGGAGGGCGAGGCGGUCGAGGCGGUGGCCAGGUUCGACUACGUGGGGCGCUCUGGCCGCGAGCUGUCUUUCCAAAAGGGGGCCACGCUGCUGCUCUACCAGCGCGCCUCACACGACUGGUGGGAGGGGCGCCACAACGGCAAGCGCGGCCUGGUGCCGCAUCAGUACGUCGCGGUCAAGGACAGGGGUGACGCCACGUCAGACGCCAUGAGCCAAAAAGCCGACAGCGACGGCGGGAGCAGCAGCAGCACCACCGAGGACAAGAGGUCCAUCCGAGACCUGCGCUCGCCCACCGACGUGCGAGUGCCCGAGUCGUACCACAGUCACAGGAGGAAGCGAACCGAGGGUCUAUUCCGACGCCCGCUGGGCCGCUCCGCCGACUGCCACGGCAACGGGGCGGUGAUGGAGCGCGGCUCGCCCCCGGUGACGGGUCACUUCAGCCCCCGGGACCUGCUGCUGGGGCGCGGCCAGGGCCCGACGCCGCCGCCGCCGCCGGACAGCCCCGAGCGCCGCCGCCGCUCGGCCGGCGUGACCGUCGCCCGGCGCGAUUCGCUGCGGCGUCCCGAGGACACGCCCGUCCGCCGGGCGAGCGGCAGCCUGCACGGCAGCAGCCUGCACGGCGGCAGCCUGCACAGCGGCAGCCUGCACGGCUUUGACUCGCAUCGCACCAGAGCCGCCGACAGCGGCACGCUGGCUCAGGAUAUCGAGGAGACGGUGAGCGUGGUCCUGGGGGACUACCGGCUGCUGGAGCGUCAGGCCCGCAGGCCGGCUCCGGACGUGGUCCUGGACACCCUGGAACAGGUGAAGAACGGCCCACCGGGCCCCUGCUCCUCCGAGUCGCCGAGCCCCCACAGCACGCCCAGCACGCCCGGCACCCCCGGCACCCCGGGGACCCCCGGCACGCCGAGCCCGCUCGGGCCCCUCAGUCCCGUCAGCCCUCUGCCGGGCCCCCCGCCCAGGCCGGCCGACCCGUCUCCGGAAGCCUUCAAGGCCGUGUCGGCGGGCGCUCGGACGGGGGUCCCGCCUCGGCCCCCCGCCCUGAGGCCCAAACCGGCCGUGCUGCCCAAGAGCAGCACGCCGCCUCUCCCCCCGCCGCCGCCCGCCGACAAAUCCUGCACCAUGUGAGCCAAAGUGGGCCCACCUCGAGGAGAACAGGGUACCAACCGCCAAGCAUUUUGCAACUCGGACGAGUGAGGGUCGGAAAGGCGCUUCGGCGUCCCGCGUAAGAAUACCUAUUAAUCCUAACUAGAGAAUGCGUAGAAAAAUUGCGUGUGAAUGCUGAAGAGCUGAACUGCAGUAGAAUGACGUGAAACGUAGACAAGUAGGAACUUUGCAAAUACACAUUCAUAUUUGAUGUACAAAGGCACUCGAUUGCUCGUACGGAAAUGAACGGAAAUACUCGGAAGUCAAGGUAGCGGGGGAAAUGGCUCAAUGUGGCUGUGACGUGUAUUUCUAUCAUCGAUACUUUGCUUUUCUUUGCAACUAUUCUCGAAAAGCGGAACCUGUCUUCUCUUCUCUUCAUGUUGUACAGAAGCAUUUAGUAGGCGCGGUAGUUCGAGUCAAGUGAAUGUUGGACCGGGCCACGGUGCUCUCUCUUUCUCUCCUAUUGAAUCUUGUUUUUUUCUACUCAGUUCUGCUGCUAAAACCCACAAAGGUCCAGCUAAUUACUUAACAAAUGAAUGUUUAUAACGACUGUUCAUCUAUUGAAUGUUACUUCCGAACUUUAAGAGCCUUCUUCUUUAUGGGGUGAGAUGUUCAUACAGGGUGCCGUGCUUGGGAGGGAACCUUUAUGGUGUGUGUGUGUGCGUGUGCGUGCGUGCUUGUGUGCGUGUGUACCACUUGCCUUGGGCUUGCGCACGCAGCUCGACUCAAGUAG